AGUACAAUCCCACACUUUACUCUAUUUUAUAUAUGUUGAGUAGGAUCAUAAAAUUCAAACCACUAUUCUUUCUUUCUCUCUCAAUCACUCGCUCUUUUCUUGGUAAUUGUUCUCUAGACAUGAAGGAAUACUCAGUUUCCUGCAAAAGACAUAGCAAACACAACACUAAAAGACAACACCAUGUUGUCUCAAAACAACCAUCUGCACCAAACCAUUCUCUCAUAUUGUCCACUUCCCAAAACAUUCCACCACCUAUGCUAUCUGCUUUUGUUUCUUUCCUACUUCUUCUUACUUCAAUUACACCAUCACAUUCUACUCACCGCAUAAUGACUAACCAAACUUUCAAAGCGGGUGAAGAGUUUCUCAAGUUAAGCCGAAUCAGAACUCAUCUCAAGAAAAUCAAUAAGCCUCCUGUCAAGACAAUUCAGAGUCCAGAUGGUGAUUUGAUAGAUUGCGUUUUAUCUCAUCAACAACCAGCUUUUGAUCAUCCUAAGCUUAAAGGGCACACACCAUUGAAUCCACCACAAAGACCAAAGGGAUACAACAACAAUGGAGAAAAUGUCAGUGAGAGGUUUCAGCUAUGGGCUGAUUCUGGCGAAACAUGUCCCGACGGAACGGUUCCGAUCAGAAGAACAACAGAAGAGGAUAUUCUUAGAGCAAGUUCUAUCCAAAGAUUUGGAAGAAAACCAAAACCUGUAAAGAAAGAUUCAACUAGUAGUGAUCAUGAGCAUGCAAUUCUUUUUGUAAAUGGAAAUCAAUACUUUGGAGCAAAGGCAAACAUAAAUGUGUGGACACCACAAGUAACAAACGAAUAUGAAUUUAGUUUGUCACAAAUAUGGGUUAUUGCUGGCUCUUUUGGUAAUGAUCUGAAUACCAUAGAAGCUGGUUGGCAGGUAAGUCCAGAACUGUAUGGAGACAAAUAUCCAAGGUUCUUCACUUAUUGGACUACAGAUGCAUAUCAAACAACCGGAUGCUACAACUUACUAUGUUCAGGUUUCAUCCAAACAAACAACAAAAUAGCAAUAGGAGCAGCUAUCUCUCCCAUUUCAGCUUAUAACAGUAAACAGUUUGAUAUUGGCAUAAUGAUUUGGAAGGAUCCAAAGCAUGGACACUGGUGGCUAGAGUACGGUUCAGGACUGUUAGUUGGAUAUUGGCCAGCAACCAUGUUUAGUCACUUGAGGAAUCAUGCAAGCAUGGUACAGUUUGGUGGAGAGAUUGUGAAUACACAUUCUAAGGGUUACCAUACUGGGACUCAAAUGGGGAGUGGACACUUUGCUGAAGAAGGAUUUAGAAAAGCAGCUUAUUUUAGGAACUUACAAGUGAUUGAUUGGGAUAAUAACUUGCUUCCUCUUGCUAAUAUUCAUCAGUUAGCUGAUCAUUCAAGUUGUUAUGAUAUUAAGCAGGGUAAUAGCAAUGCUUGGGGAACUUAUUUUUAUUAUGGAGGUCCGGGAAGGAAUGUAAAAUGCCCAUGAAAAAACUACAUCUAGGGGUUUUGUUUUUGUUUUUGUUUUUGUCACAUAUUUUAAGUAAUUUUGCUAUAGAUUUUAUUUUACUUUGGAUGAUGUAUGUUAGCGAGUGAGGAGACUUUUUAGUGAGGUGAGAAAGAGAGAGGGUGAAGAAUAAAGAUUGUUAUUGUUGAAUGUGAUUAUUACUGAAAGUUAUAAAAUUGAAUUAUAAUAUGCAUGUAUUUAUAUA
Lathyrus oleraceus (garden pea) is the source of this 1695-nucleotide messenger RNA. RefSeq lists its product as uncharacterized. The transcript is spliced from 7 exons. The record is from RefSeq and is a predicted model, not a curated record. Bases 33 to 1472 code for a protein of 479 amino acids. NCBI's taxonomy places the organism in Eukaryota, Viridiplantae, Streptophyta, Magnoliopsida, Fabales, Fabaceae.